This is a messenger RNA of Lodderomyces parapsilosis, 1245 nucleotides long. RefSeq names its product cleavage polyadenylation factor subunit. Gene Ontology annotation, cellular component: nucleus. NCBI's taxonomy places the organism in Eukaryota, Fungi, Ascomycota, Pichiomycetes, Serinales, Debaryomycetaceae. The transcript has a single exon. Bases 1 to 1245 code for a protein of 414 amino acids. Gene Ontology annotation, biological process: ubiquitin-dependent protein catabolic process; protein ubiquitination; mRNA processing. The record is from RefSeq and is a predicted model, not a curated record. Gene Ontology annotation, molecular function: nucleic acid binding; ubiquitin protein ligase activity; zinc ion binding.
AUGUCUUCAGUCAUUUAUUACAAGUUCCUACAUCAGAAGAACAAGAGUGUAAUACACUUUGAUGGUACUGCAAUUAGCGUGUUUGAUUUAAAACGAGAUAUCAUUAGUCAAAACCAUUUAGGUACUGGUCAGGAUUUCAAUUUAAGAUUAUACCAUUCAGAGCAACCAGAUUUGGAAUAUGAGUUGGAUAACGAUGUUAUACCACGUUCAAGCUAUGUUUUAGCUAAGCGAUCACCAGCAACAUCCAAGAUGGGCAAGUUCAAUAAUGCAUCAAGAUAUGUUAGUGGGAAACCACGAUUGAAUCGAAAAGUCAUCAACACCACUAAUGCCAAUGCAUCGUCCAUUGCCAAUCACACUAUGCCAUCGACAUUACCCCAACUAGGCGAGGAUGCGUCUGAAGAGGACAAGAUCAAAUUGAUGUUUGAAAAUCAAUCAAAUGUAUGGGCGCAAACCCAAGAUGAAUUGGCACAGCACAAGAUGGUUUACUACAAACCAACAGCGACAACGUCUGCUACCAAUAAGGAAGAUAUGCCACCACCCGGAUACAUCUGUUACCGAUGUGGUAAGAAGGAUCAUUGGAUAAAGAACUGUCCUACUAAUAAUGAUCCUAAUUUCGAAGGAAAAAAAAUCAUGAGAACUACAGGUAUACCGAAGUCAUAUUUGAAAACGAUAUCAAAAGAAGAGGUUGAAAAGAAUUCUGGGUCAUUCACUACCAAUGAAAAUGGUGAUGUUAUUGAUAAUGAUGGGAAUGCUAUAUUAAUUACUGAUGAAGGUGAGUAUGCCAUUGCUAUGGCUGAUUCUAAAACUUGGAUGAAUUAUCAAACAAAGUUGCAAAAUGCAGCCAUGAAGUCAAAACAGGAGUAUGAGUCUCGAUUACUCGGUCUUGUUGAAAAGUAUAACAAGCCACAAUUUCUUGAUGCAUUGUCAACAAACAAGAAAGUACUCAAAGCGCCAAUAUAUACUACUCCGUGUUGUCCUGAUUUAACCAAAGCGCAAAAAUUGUCCAAUGUAUAUCAUAAUCAAGAUGAGAUUGAAAAUGUCUUGAUUGAAAACGAUUUUCAUUGUCCCAAUUGUGGUAAAGAUGAUGUAUACAUUGAUUCGUUGAUUCAUGCAGAAACAUUGGAGAAGGAAUUGCAAGAGUUUGUUGAAUCAAAAGAAGGUGAAAUUGGUAUGACGGAUCCAAGUAAACGAUCGUUGGAAGAGGUGGCUGAUGAAAAUGGAAUAAAGAAACAAAAAGUAUUAUAG